Molecule: messenger RNA, 2072 nt
Organism: Alternaria alternata
Lineage: Eukaryota; Fungi; Ascomycota; Dothideomycetes; Pleosporales; Pleosporaceae
Product: vacuolar protein sorting-associated protein 45
Exons: 4
Coding region: 291-2072 (593 amino acids)
Biological process (GO): intracellular protein transport; vesicle-mediated transport
Cellular component (GO): Golgi membrane
Source: RefSeq, a predicted model, not a curated record
AACACGUGACUGUUGAAGUUGGCGCAUGCCUGGGCGCUGUAUCUAAAGCAAAUGCACGUUGUCGAUGAAGACAAAGUAUAGAGGCCGAACAUGCAAAGAAUCGUGGUUGAUGUAGAGGGGUUGCGGAGGGUGCCUUGGCGGCGUCAUGUUCCUGAGCUCUCGCGCUUGAGCCACGUUCCUAGCUUGGGCCGACCAACGACCGCGUCGACAUGGAAGAGCAAGCCACACGACGACUCUGAUAAUCUACGGUCACAAGUUCAUAGUGGCUUACAGGCAAUUCCUUCGCGACCAUGGAUAUCAUACAAGCCGUCUCCGGCUACAUCACCAAGAUGGUGUCGGUCGGGGACACCGCUGCGACAGGCACCUCCGCGGCCAAGAUGAAGAUCCUCUUACUCGACAACGAGACUGUGCCUAUUGUUUCCACGGCGACGACACAAUCCGCCCUCCUCAACCAUGAAGUCUACCUUACUGACCGUAUCGACAACCCAAAGCGGGAGAAGAUGCGCCAUCUUCGCUGCCUAUGCUUUGUGCGACCGUCCCCAGAGUCUAUACAGAGCCUGAUAGAGGAGCUGCGGGAGCCCAAGUAUGGCGAAUACAACAUCUACUUCAGCAACAUAAUAAAAAAGUCCUCGCUGGAACGCCUCGCCGAAGCAGACGACCACGAAGUCGUACGCGCCAUCCAAGAAUACUUCGCCGAUUUCCUCGUCAUAAAUCCCGACCUCAUGUCCCUCAACCUCGGCUUCCCGGACCAUAGGAUAUGGAGCACAAGCCCGGACUCGUGGAAUCAGGACGCACUACACAGGUCAACAGAGGCAGUCAUGGCGCUGCUUCUGUCGCUGAAGAAGAAGCCUUUGAUAAGAUAUCAGAAGAACAGUCUGCUUGUGAAGAAGCUGGCGACCGAGGUCCGAUACCACAUGACACAGGAAGAGCAACUCUUCGAUUUCCGCAAGACUGAUACUCCGCCUAUCCUUUUGAUCGUAGACCGAAGGGACGAUCCCGUUACCCCGCUAUUAACGCAAUGGACAUAUCAGGCUAUGGUUCACGAGCUACUCGGAAUACAUAACGGACGCGUGGAUCUACGUGAUGUGCCGGAAAUUCGUCCCGAGCUCAAAGAAAUUGUGUUAUCGCAAGAUCAGGAUCCCUUCUUCAAGAAGAACAUGUAUCUCAACUUUGGUGACCUAGGACAAAACGCGAAAGAGUACGUCGAACAGUUUGCAUCAAAACAGCAGGGAUCGCAAAAGCUCGACUCAAUUGCCGAUAUGAAGCGCUUCAUCGAAGACUUUCCCGAGUUCCGUAAGCUCUCCGGCAAUGUCACCAAACAUGUUACACUCGUUGGUGAGCUGAGCAGACGAGUUGGCGAAGAGAGUCUGCUGGACAUCAGUGAGCUCGAACAGAGUCUAGCAUGUACAGACAAUCACAACAACGACGUCAAGUCGCUACAAAAGAUCAUCCAGGACCCCAGGGUUCCGGCGAACAACAAGCUUCGCCUCGUUGCCAUCUACGCGUUACGGUACUCAAAGGCGUCUUCGAAUUCGACAGCCAUGCUCCUAGACUUGCUCGCCGUUGCGGGCGGACUGUCACGGCAUCGCAUCAAUCUUAUCACAAAGCUACUGACCUACCAUGACUCGCUACAAGCGACUACGGCAGCAGGUGGGGUACCGGACCUGUUCCAGCCUGGAUCCUUUUUCGGGGGUGCCCGAGAUCGACUCAAGGGCCUGAAGGGUGUUGAGAACGUCUACACACAGCACUCGCCUCGCUUAGAAGCUACGUUGCAAGACAUGAUCAAGGGUCGCUUGAGCCAGCAGCUGUAUCCCUUCGUAGAAGGUGGCGGCUCGACCAAAGAUAAGCCGCAGGAUAUAAUCGUCUUCAUGGUCGGCGGCGCGACAUACGAGGAAGCCAAGAUGGUUGCGCAAGUCAAUGCAAGUUCGCCUGGUAUUCGCGUUGUGCUCGGUGGAACGACCGUGCAUAACAGCACCUCCUUCUUAGAGGAAGUCGAAGAUGCCGUCGACUCGUGGCCCGAGCCUCCCGCUACAUCAGCUGCGGCUCGCUUGAAGAGGGAAGUAGGUAGAUAG